Messenger RNA from Penicillium atrosanguineum, 246 nucleotides. RefSeq lists its product as uncharacterized. The record is from RefSeq and is a predicted model, not a curated record. NCBI's taxonomy places the organism in Eukaryota, Fungi, Ascomycota, Eurotiomycetes, Eurotiales, Aspergillaceae. Bases 1 to 246 code for a protein of 81 amino acids. The transcript has a single exon.
AUGCCCAUUCCGACCGCCGAACAGUACGACAGAGAACAGGCCAACGCACGUCAAGUAGCCUCUGCGGGCCAGGUCUCUACAGACAACAGCAGCGGCCGUCAGCUUGGAACUGGGACCGGCAGCACCAUUAGUGCGCCCGGGUCAUCCUCUUCGCAGGAUGCGAGUGCGCUCAGUAAGGAGGAGGCCGACCGACUCUAUGAGGAGCGCAUGGAGGAGGAAUAUGCCAAAAGAGAGGGCGGCGCAUAG